Chelmon rostratus (copperband butterflyfish) is the source of this 5264-nucleotide messenger RNA. It is a transcript of the gene coro2ba, whose product is annotated as coronin, actin binding protein, 2Ba. Gene Ontology annotation, biological process: actin filament organization. Lineage: Eukaryota; Metazoa; Chordata; Actinopteri; Chaetodontiformes; Chaetodontidae. The coding region runs from base 149 to 1594 and encodes 481 amino acids. Gene Ontology annotation, molecular function: actin filament binding. The record is from RefSeq and is a predicted model, not a curated record. The transcript is spliced from 12 exons.
CACUAACCUGUCUGUCCCUCCUCCUUUCUCCCUCUCUCUGCAUAUUCAGCAGAGCUGCCCUCCUCUCCUUCUCAUCACUCUGCCACUCCUGCGGCGUUGCUCUCUGCUUGAAGGGGACACUGGCCUGCUCCUCACCCACUGAUUCUGCAUGACUGUCACAAAGAUGUCAUGGCGCCCGACCUACCGAAGCUCCAAGUUUCGAAAUGUCUACGGAAAAGUGGCCAACCGGGAGCACUGCUUCGACGGCGUCCCCAUCACCAAGAACGUCCACGACAACCACUUCUGUGCCGUCAACUCCAAGUUCAUCGCAGUGGUCACCGAGAGUGCCGGCGGGGGCUCGUUCAUUGUUAUACCUGUAUCCCAGUCUGGCCGUCUGGACUCUCAUUACCCAAAAGUGUGUGGCCACCAAGGCAAUGUGCUGGAUAUCAAGUGGAAUCCCUUCUUUGAAAACAUCAUAGCAUCCUGCUCUGAGGACACCUCGGUGCGAGUAUGGGAGAUCCCAGAGGACGGUCUGAGGCGCAACAUGACGGAGGCAGUGCUGGAGCUGUACGGCCACAGCAGACGGGUGGGUCUGAUCGAGUGGCACCCCACCAGCAGCGGCAUCCUCUUCAGCGCUGGCUACGACUACAAGAUCCUGAUCUGGAACCUGGAGAUCGGCGAGCCAGUGAAAAUGAUCGACUGCCACACUGACGUCAUCCUCAGCAUGUCCUUCAACACAGACGGCAGCCUGCUGGCCACCAGCUGCAAAGACAAGAAGCUGCGUGUCAUCGAGCCACGCUCCGGGGUAGUCCUUCAGCAAGCCAGUUGUAAGAAUCACCGUGUAAACCGAGUAGUGUUCCUGGGCAACAUGAAGCGACUGCUCACCACAGGGGUCUCUCGCUGGAACACCCGGCAGAUCGCUCUCUGGGAUCAGGAGGAUUUGUCCAUGCCAAUUAAGGAGGAGGACAUAGACGGCCUCUCAGGACUGUUGUUUCCCUUCUAUGAUGCUGACACACACAUGUUGUACCUGGCAGGCAAGGGGGACGGCAAUAUCCGUUACUUUGAGAUUACCACAGAGAAGCCGUACUUACAAUAUCUAAUGGAGUUCCGGUCCCCGGCCCCACAGAAAGGACUGGGUGUGAUGCCAAAGCACGGGCUGGAUGUGGGAGCUUGUGAGGUGUACCGCUUCUACAAGCUCGUCACCCUGAAGGGUUUGAUUGAGCCCAUUUCAAUGAUUGUGCCAAGAAGGUCAGACACGUACCAGGAGGACAUCUACCCCAUGACAGCAGGGACAGAGCCCGCGUUGUCGGCCAGCGAGUGGCUGAGCGGCAUUAAUAGAGACCCAGUCCUGAUGUCCCUGAAGGACGGUUACCACCGGCCAAACCAGUUAGUGUUCAAAGCCCCGGUGAAGGAGAAGAAGAGCGUGGUCGUGAAUGGCAUCGACCUUCUGGAGAAUGUACCACCCAGGACAGAGAACGAGCUCCUGCGGAUGUUCUUCCGGCAGCAGGACGAGUUGCGGCGGCUGAAGGAGGAGCUGACCACCAAGGACGUGCGAAUACGCCAGCUGGAACUGGAGCUCAACAACCUGAAGAACGUUAGCCCCAACAACGUGUGACCUCUCAGCCUCCUGAACUGGCAAAGCUGCUUCCUUUGCCCCCAGUUCUGACCUCCAAUAAGCUUCUUAGCCCUCCCACCCCUCUUUUUUGAUAUAUCACAUUAUAUCAUAACAUCAUUCCUUCAGCCCUGCAUAGCGCACACAAUAACAUGAUAACUGUUGGAUAAUGUCGUAACUGGUGCAAUUAGUGGACUUAUUGUAAUAAUGGCAAAAUGUGAUAAGCAAUGGAGGCGAGGCAGUGUGUUCAUGGAUUGCCACCUUAAAGUGAAAUCAAUAGGGAAGGGUUGAGAUCCAUCAGUUGAGGUAUUAUCUAUGUUUUUACAACUUAAUAUUCUUGAUCUAGCGCACUCUCAGGUGUUGUGAUCAGUUUUUGCUGCCAGACUUCCUGUGUGUGUUUGUCUCACUCUUCCUCGUCAUGCUCAUGGCGGUACAUUGAUCACCACGCAGAGGAGCCCCUACACUCAUCCUCCUGUACUGACCAAACCAUCGCCUAGUUUUCAUUUUUUGCUGAGGCAAAACUAGAGGAUCAAAAGACUGUCACUGGCUCCUGUUUUUCUUCCCCAAGGCCUUAGACCCUGCUGCACACACAGAUUGCAGCGAGCUGCAGCCUCCUCUCAAAAUGGCCGACGUGAAGUGGUUUUGCACCCGACAGACGAGACGCGCUGUUGCAGACGUGGAUCGUGUUUUUCCACAGGGCUGCUUUCCCGUAACUUCUUUCACCCGCAGAUGUUGUUGGCUGUAAAUUUACUUCACAAUACUGACCAAUAGCUGCAUAAAUGCAUUUUUUCUUCCCGAGGAAACUGGAUAGUUCACUCACUCACAGUAUUUUCAUUUGAAUAGUGGGAAAGCAGCAGGGGAGACGUGGAUCCAGAAGAGGUGGACUUGCGUAUCCACUCGAGUGUAGUCUCAUGGGAAGCUUUGCUGGCUGUUAUUGGUUUUUAGGGCUAAUUUUGAGGAUGGGGGUUAAUGUAUAUUUGCUUCUAUUUAUUUGUCACAUUUUACCUUUUUAGCUAAUAACAGGUAUAUUUGUUAAUCCCAUUGUUUUUGUAUGAUGCGGCUGCGCAAGUAAUGAUUGUGAUGCUUGAUAGAUUUUGCUGAAUGUUUCUGGUUGAAAUGGUGCAAGAUUUGUGUGAACCUGUACCCGAAACGGUAUUAGUUCUUUGACUCCAAUAACAUAACUUCAGAUAAGGUAUAAAAAUGUAUUCUUGCAUCUUCCUAACAGUGCAGAAAACUGUAAUAAUAAUCAUCCUUUUACAUUUAAACUAUGUCACUAUUACUGAAUUGUGUUUACCUGUAGAUGUGUAGUUCUGCUCCAGAGACUCCAGGUCAUCUGCCUCUCCUUCUGCACUUGAACCAUGAGCAGACUGAGUUCAGAUGCCUCUGUUUUACCAUUGAACUGUUUUCUUGCCUGCAGGCUGAAAUCUAAGAGAAAUGGGCACUGGAAUAAUAUUUGAUUGGUUCUUUAUGCCAGCCAGGUUCAAGCAGUUACCAAAAAGGUCCUGUUUAACAUGCCAUGUGUCUUUUCAUUCUGCCCAAAUCACACCCAGCUUUGUUUCAUUAAUGAUCCUGCUCUCGGUGGACUAAGAAAAGGAAAAAGAUGAAUUGGCUGCAUGCAUAGCAAGGAUGGAUUUUGUACCCGCAGAAAGUAAAAAGUAAGUUAAGGACUGAAGGUCACAAGUCUUCCCUGAUCACAUCAUAGUGGGAACUUAAAGGGUCCAGAGCAUCAGAACCUGUUUAAUGUAGACUUGAACCACUGUCACAUUAAUGGUUAAUGCUUUUUGCAGGAAAAAUAAAAGGCUACAGUGAAAGUAGACAGUGGGGAAAGGAUCCACCUCAGAGGGAUGAGCUACAGUGGAGAGACAGGUGAAGCUGCAGCUGGAGUGAUGCUGUCAGGGCCUCUCGUGUACAGUAGGUGUGCCGAGGACUAAAAUCAACCAUUUAACAGGACAGUAACAGGACUUUUAUGCUUUUAAAUUGACUGAAACUCUGUUUGUACACUAAACUUGAUUUUCUUUUUGGGACACGAGUAAACCCCAUCUUAUCUUAGAUUAGCUUAGUUUGGUCUAUGGUAGUACUGUAAGUCUUCAAGAUAGAGUUGACAGUAUCUCAUCUGAAAAAUGAUCAGUUUUCCACGUGCUGGGAAAAAAAAAAAUCACCCAACCUGAUGGCCCAAAACCGGAAUUCUGUACACACUUUUCCAUUUGACUUGAUGUUGUACAAGGACCACAACAAUUCAAAACGUAUAUAAAAGGGAUUUAUUGAAGUGAAUGGGAGGGAAAAAGAAACAAAUUUGGCUGAUGACAGUGGAUUUAACAUAGAGUGAAAAAUCACUGAGGUAGGCCAAUUUGACCAUUACGUAUAAUAAUGAAAACAAAGUCCAAAUAACUGACCGUUUUCCAGAGUUCACACUUUGAAACAAUAAAUUUUCAAUGCACAUAAGUUGCGGUUGUAACCUCCAUUUAUAUCAAGUACUUCUCUACACUACCACCACAAAUUCAAACAUUGCCACCUGUGUGCCACAGAAAAGAACAUGGAAAAAGCAAUGAUGAGCUCUGAUGUUGAACGUUUCUAUUUAUGGAAAGAUUAUGCAUACAAAGUUAUGUUCAAAUUCAAGAAAUUUCACACUGCGUAUUUUAGAUAAAGCAGCAUACAUAUUUAAUAUCUUAUUACAAUUCAUAGUUUCACCUCAGUUGUCUGUUCAAUGUCUGCCGUCAUCAAAGAGAAUACAAAAAAAUAGAUUUGGUCAUUAUUUACAAGAACACGUAAUUUCCGAACUAUCAAAGCUGAGGGUUUAAGGAGGAGGAGCGGCUUUGACAAGGGCAGACAUUUUUUUGCUAUGAUUUAAAAAUAUGCCCUGUGAGGGUCACACUGUGCAUGUUCAGACAGAAGUUUCACACCAGGACAGCAGAGAGUAUUGGCAUACUGGUGACACUACAAAUACAUAACUUACAUUUAAAAAAACAAAACAAACAAAAGUACAAUGCAAAAAUAAGUUUAAGACGAGGAGAGGACAGCCAUACAUGAAAUCCAGUAUUUGACUUUAAAAUGUAUUAGACAUGCACUCUUUUUUUGUUUCAUUUUGUUUUUUCUUUUGAAGGGGGGGGGGGUCUUAAAAUACAUGAGUCAUCAGAAACUGGUCUUACACAAACGGUGAGAAAACAAAAACAUUUCUUAAAAAGGUUUUUCUUUGCUAUUAUCUGAUAUUACAAAAUCGGUGUCCACAAAGCAGUUAAAAGUGGACCGUAGACUGGAACACGGGACCAUCAAAGGUACAGAAAUUUAACUUAUUUGUCCAGACAACCCCGUCUACCUGACUGGCCAAUAACAAAAACCACUCCUACUGCAAUAUGAAACUGGGGGAAAAGUACAUGGGGCUGUUGGGAAGUGACUGGGAGAUACAAGUUUAAAACAGUUCACAACUUAGCUUCAAGAGGACUCUCAAUCAUCUUCAUCCUCCUCCCCCUCUUCAUCCAGUUCCCUUUUUCUCUUCUGACCUCGCUCUUCUUCUAGAAAAUAAGAGUCACAUUUAGAGACACGAACGCCAGAAUCUAGCAAAUAGUGUGUAAAACUUCUCUUUCAGGUUUCUUGCGUCACGACGGCAGCAACGCUGGCUCAAACUGUUCGCGGGUUUCACGUUACAAGACGAAUUUGCAUCGCUUUGUGAUGGACA